GCUUCGGCGCUUCUAUAUCAUUGGUUCCAAAAGGGUUACAUCUAAGCGAGGCUAAUAAAUGUGCUCCAUCGUUUGCUCCCAUGGACGAACAAAAUACCAAACUGUUUAUUAGUGGUGGUCUGCCUAACGGUACAAAGUAAUUUACAGCACUCGCUCCCCGAAUCUCUUUAGGCAAAGAAAAUGGAAACUAGCUUAGAAUCAAGAACAACAAAAUGCAGCUUGUCAAAUGAUGAAAUAUCCCGGUAUUCAAGACAACUAAUUCUUCCAGAAAUUGGAGUACAUGGACAGACAAACUUGAAGAAUGGCAGAGUCCUUAUUGUUGGCAUGGGUGGUCUCGGUUGCCCAGCUUCCCUUUACCUUGCAGCUGCUGGUGUUGGUACACUGGGCCUACUUGACUAUGAUUGUGUUGAAAUCAAUAACUUACAUAGACAAACCCUUCAUGCAGAAGACACUGUUGGACUAUCAAAAGUUAAAUCUGCUUCAAAACAGAUAAAGCGAAUUAAUUCAUCUGUCAAUUGCAUUGAACACCAUCAAAGUCUUGAUAGCAAAUCUGCAGUUCAAAUAAUUGAAGGAUAUGACAUUGUGAUAGAUGCGUCAGAUAAUGUACCAACAAGGUAUUUGGUUAAUGAUGCAUGUGUUCUAACUGGUAAACCAUUAAUUUCUGGAAGUGCCUUGAGGUUUGAGGGUCAGCUUACGACGUACAAUUACGAAAAUGGGCCAUGCUAUCGUUGUCUUUAUCCAAAGCCACCACCAGCAGAAGCAGUGACUAAUUGCUCAGAUGGGGGUGUGAUUGGUGCAGUGACUGGCUUCAUAGGAUCGCUGCAGGCACUAGAAGCCAUCAAAAUGCUGGCAGGGGUUGGUGCAUCAUAUUCCCGCAGACUACUGAUGUUUGAUGGGUUAUCAGGAGAUAUAAGAACAAUAAAGUUACGCGCUAAAAAGGAAGACUGUCCAGUCUGUGGAAAAGAACCGACUAUAAAAGAGCUUGAAGAUUACGAAUUGUUCUGUGGAUGCAGUGCGACCGAUAAGACCAGAAGUUUAGAUCUAUUAACACCAGAAGAGAGAAUUUCAGCACAGGGUUAUAAAAAAGUUCUUGAUGGAGGUGCCAAUCACAUUUUGAUCGAUGUGCGACCUCAGAAUGAGUUCUCUAUCUGCGCCUUUAAGAAUGCAGAAAAUUUCCCAAUAAACAGCAUCGAAGAUGGAAAGAUGUUUAAAUACAUCAAAGAGCAACUAAAAAUGGAAAAUAAGCAAGUGUUCGUUCUUUGCAAGCAAGGAAAUGAUUCGCAAAAAGCAGUUUUAGCCAUAAAGAAAGAACUCGAAGAAGAACUUUCAAAAGAUUUAGUAAAAGAUAUCGUUGGAGGUUUGUUGGCCUGGAGUACCAACGUAGAUAAUGAUUUUCCAAUUUAUUAACUUGUAUCAAUACUUUAGCAAAUGGUUUUGAAUUAUAUGUUGUGAAAAACUAAAGUGACAUCCGUUUUUUGCAACCAUGAAACUAAUCGGUGUGUUGAUAUGCAAGAUGACUACUACCAGAAAUCUUUAAGCGAAUUUAAUUGGUCUGUUUAAGCCAAUCAGGCAAGGUGUCUCUACUAGGAGUCUUGCCGUUAAUUUGAUUGGUCAGUUUAAACCAAUCAGAUAAAGUGUCUGCCCUAGGAAUCUAUCCGUAAUUUGGUUGGUCAGUUUACACCAAUCAGGCAAGGUGUCUGUCACAGGAAUCUCGCCCUUAAUUUGAUUGUUAAUUCUAAUCAACCAAGGAAGGUUUAUACUGGCUUUCUCGAAUACCUGCUUUUGCUGAUUAUUCUAUAUUUUUAGCAUCGUCCUGGGUCCUACAUUGAUGGUUGACGCAAUAGGAAAUAUCGAAUUUUUGGCACACCCGAACUGUUGAAAAGGCCGCUUUACUAGUUGAGCUGUAUCCAGUUCUACUCAUAC
Messenger RNA from Rhopilema esculentum, 1923 nucleotides. NCBI's taxonomy places the organism in Eukaryota, Metazoa, Cnidaria, Scyphozoa, Rhizostomeae, Rhizostomatidae. The record is from RefSeq and is a predicted model, not a curated record.